Sesamum indicum (sesame) is the source of this 1614-nucleotide messenger RNA. Its product is annotated as putative MO25-like protein At5g47540. The record is from RefSeq and is a predicted model, not a curated record. Gene Ontology annotation, biological process: intracellular signal transduction. Gene Ontology annotation, molecular function: protein serine/threonine kinase activator activity. NCBI's taxonomy places the organism in Eukaryota, Viridiplantae, Streptophyta, Magnoliopsida, Lamiales, Pedaliaceae.
UUUUUAUGAUUGAUUAAAUUAGUGGGAGAAAGUGAAGUGACAGGCAGAGAUAGAGUGUGGAUGAGGUGACUCAUCUCUUCAUUCUGAGAUCAUGCAUAAAUAUAAAUUUCAAAUAUCCAGCACGAUUCUUGCUCCACCGAAAAUUCCCGGUAAAAUUCUGCGCUUGGAUUGAAUCGCGAGAAAGCCAAAGACCCUUGCUCAUGCUAAUCAUUAUCCCAACCCAGACUGGUCAAAUCCUUGGGCAAACCUCGUGCAAGCAAACAAAUUUGCGGAAAUAGGGGGAGUUUGUCAUCCCGAGGCCAGGGGACGGCCCGCCGGGGGCUCGGCGUCACAGGUGGUGGUCUGGAGGUUCUCGUUGCCGGAGCUGUUGGGGAUAACGCCAAUAUGAAGAGUUUGUUCAAGUCCAAGCCCAAGACUCCCGCAGAUUUGGUGCGGCAGACGCGCGAUCUACUCAUUUUCAUUGAUAGUGGUGGCUCCGAUACUAAGGAGAGCAAGCGCGAUGAGAAGAUGACGCAGGUGAGCAAACUUAUCCGAGACUUGAAACAAGUUCUUUAUGGAGACAGUCAAUCUGAGCCUGUAUCUGAAGCUUGCGCACAGUUGACACAAGAGUUCUUUAGGGAGAACACUCUUCGUCUGCUUAUUAUAUGUCUUCCCAGGUUGAACUUAGAGACCCGCAAAGAUGCUACACAGGUUGUUGCAAAUCUGCAGAGGCAACAAGUUCAAUCGAGGUUGAUUGCUUGUGAUUAUUUGGAAAAGAAUAUAGAUCUCAUGGAUAUCAUGAUAGCAGGUUAUGAGAAUACUGAUCUGGCGUUACACUAUGGUGCAAUGUUGAGGGAAUGCAUACGUCACCAAAGUGUUGCUAGGUAUGUUUUGGAAUCAGAGCAUAUGAGGAAAUUUUUUGAUUAUAUACGUCUCCCAAAUUUUGACAUUGCUUCUGAUGCUGCUGCCACUUUCAAGGAAUUGUUGACCAGGCAUAAGUCAACAGUUGCUGAAUUUCUCUCUAAAAAUUAUGAUUGGUUCUUUGCGGAGUAUAACUCAAAGUUGCUUGAAUCUACCAAUUAUAUCACUAGAAGGCAAGCUGUCAAGCUGUUGGGAGAUAUCUUGCUUGAUCGGUCAAAUUCGGCUGCGAUGACUCGAUAUGUCAGCUCACUGGACAACCUGAGAAUCCUCAUGAAUCUUCUUAGAGAAUCAAGCAAGAGCAUCCAGAUUGAAGCGUUUCAUGUUUUUAAGUUAUUUGCAGCCAAUCAGAACAAGCCUGCAGACAUUGUUGGCAUCCUUGUCACAAAUAGAAGCAAGCUUCUUCGCCUCUUUGCUGAUUUUAAGACUGAGAAAGAGGACGAACAGUUUGAGGCUGAUAAAGCACUAGUCGUCAAGGAAAUAGCUGCCCUGGAACCCAAGUAACGACCAUGAACAGCUUAAUUUGAUGUGUCUUCAGCUUUUAACCCAGUCCCACAGUGUUGUACCACUAAAUCCCAAUUGUUUUCAUCCCCCUUUUUCUUUUUCGCCACAUAUAAAGUGAACUUUGUAUUUUCUUGUAGCGCAUGUACGUUUUUAGGUGUUCGUCAAUUGUUGAAUUAUAGGUAAUGAUAUUUCAUUUUAUGACAUCAUAAUCGA